Molecule: messenger RNA, 763 nt
Organism: Xiphophorus maculatus (southern platyfish)
Lineage: Eukaryota; Metazoa; Chordata; Actinopteri; Cyprinodontiformes; Poeciliidae
Gene: rnaseh2c
Product: ribonuclease H2 subunit C
Exons: 5
Coding region: 74-484 (136 amino acids)
Biological process (GO): RNA catabolic process
Cellular component (GO): ribonuclease H2 complex
Source: RefSeq, a predicted model, not a curated record
GAAGAGAAGAAGACAGCUGGCGGAAACGGUUCAUGUUUACAUUUCAUGUUACAUUUGGGAAACAGAAGGAAGGAUGUCCUGUAACGCCAGUGUUACUCGUCUCCAUCUGUCCUCACUAAAGCGGGCAGAGAAGGUCCCGGUCCACCUCAUGCCCUGUGAGAUUGAGCACAAUGGGCUCGCCCAGGUCUCACAGUAUUUCACCGCAACAACAAAAGAAAAGAAAAAAGAAAAGACAGUGUCAUUCAGAGGACGUGGGUUAAAGGGACAGGAGAUCAGCUGUCCUCAGGGCUACACGGGUCUGGUUCUGAAGGAGGUCGACAGACACGGCUCUGACCAGGAGGACAGGACAGUGAAGGUGACCUCAGUGUUUGACAAGCUCACAUACUGGAACCUGGAAACACCUCCCACUUCAGACGACACCGUGGUGAUGGCGAUGGACUGGCCCGAGCUGGCUGAGGCAAUCCAUGGGACAGUUGAAGACUGAAGACACUUGAGGCUGAUUACAUGUGACACAAGCAAAGCCCACUUAUUGCUGCUUAAUCUAAGUAGUGUUCCUGUCUCAGAGCAAUAAAAUGUUUUUUUGUAAAUAAGAAGAAAACCAAAACACCGGCUGAAGAGAAUUUUGUGAAUUAGUAAAACAGUCAAACAUUUGUGCCACAGAACACCAUUUAUUCACAAAGUGACAUUUAGAUAUUGGACAUUAGGACUCACAAAACCCUCUAAAUGAUCACUGCUGUUGUCCAUUAAAAGUAUCAGUUUAAAA